Miniopterus natalensis is the source of this 1302-nucleotide messenger RNA. It is a transcript of the gene CLDN5, whose product is annotated as claudin 5. The record is from RefSeq and is a predicted model, not a curated record. Gene Ontology annotation, cellular component: bicellular tight junction; membrane. Gene Ontology annotation, molecular function: structural molecule activity. NCBI's taxonomy places the organism in Eukaryota, Metazoa, Chordata, Mammalia, Chiroptera, Miniopteridae.
GAGCCAGAGUGCGAGCGCAAAGGCACCAGGAUCAACGCGGGGCGCCGACCUGCUCAGCCAAGGCACCGCCGAGCCCCCCGUGGAGGUCCCGGGGCCGUCGGGCGCGCGUCUCACCUCCAGCCAUGGGGUCGGCAGCGCUGGAGAUCCUUGGCCUGGUGCUGUGCCUGAUGGGCUGGGUGGGCCUGAUCUUGGCGUGCGGGCUGCCCAUGUGGCAGGUGACGGCUUUCCUGGACCACAACAUCGUGACGGCGCAGACCACCUGGAAAGGGCUGUGGAUGUCGUGCGUGGUGCAGAGCACGGGGCACAUGCAGUGCAAGGUGUAUGACUCGGUGUUGGCGCUGAGCACCGAGGUGCAGGCGGCGCGGGCGCUCACUGUGGGCGCCGUCCUGCUGGCGCUGGUCGCACUCUGCCUGACCCUGGCGGGGGCGCAGUGCACCACCUGCGUGGCCCCGGGUCCCAGCAAGGCGCGCGUGGCUCUCACGGGCGGCGCGCUCUACGCGUUCUGCGGGCUGCUGGCGCUCGUGCCGCUCUGCUGGUUCGCCAACAUUGUGGUCCGCGAAUUCUACGACCCGAAUGUAUCCGUGUCGAACAAGUACGAACUGGGCGCGGCGUUGUACAUCGGCUGGGCAGCCUCGGCGCUGCUCAUGUGCGGUGGUGGCCUCGUGUGCUGCGGCGCCUGGGUCUGCGCGGGCCGCCCCGACCUCAGCUUCCCUGUGAAGUACUCGGCGCCGCGGCGGCCCGCGGCCGGCGGUGACUACAACAAGAAAAACUACGUCUGAGGGCGCCGGGCACGGCAGGUUCCCUCGUGCCAGCCGUGUUCUCCAGCCGAAAAACUGGCCAGGAAGUUCCGCAGCCCGUCCACUCCGACCGCUACUCGCUGGGCCCUGGGCGGUGCCCUGCCCUGAACAGGCGACACCACUUGGGAGGACUUACUCGGUUUUUCUGAGGGCAGUGCCGGCCCCGACGUGGGUGGGGCGCGGGUUCCUUGGCCGUGUGGGCACUGGACCAAAGAUGCUACUUCUCUCCCCGUCCCUCGUGGUCUUGGAUGCCACUGUACUUUCCAGCAGCUUUUGCUGAUUCCAGAGGGGCAGACUGAGGGCCCGGGGAUGUGUAUAGCUGGCCUUUACCCCAUCAGCAGGCCCUGAGCCCAGGGGGACCAAGAGACUUGGUUUGGACCUCCCUCCAUCCCUCAACCCAGCAGCUCCUCAGGUGCACAAGACCCUGGGUGUGGGGCUGUGGCAACGUCCUCCUUUGCAGUUUGGGGAAGGGUAAGAACUUUAGUAAAUGGUUUGAAUACCCUCC